AUGACCACUAGCCCACCUACUCAAGAAGACGAACAAGAUGAAGAAUUCAAACUCAAGCAAAUAAUUCAAGAACAAAACUUGAUUCCUCAAAUCAACAAUCACAAUGAUGAUGGUGGUGCCUUUGAACAACAACAACAACAACAACAAUUUAAUCAAUUAUCCAAAGACAAAAAAAUGAAUCGAUUGAAUAAAUUAAUUGAAAAAAGUCAAAUAUAUUCUCAAAUUAUUGCUGAUAAUAUUUUACAAACUUCAUUAGAGCGGAAAGAAGAGCAAAAUAAUGAACCACUACCACCACCACCACCACCAAAACCAUAUUCAAAGCAAGAACUUGACUCACAACCAACAAAGAAAAGACGGAAAACCAAAUCUAAAACCAAAUCAGCCACCAACGUCAAACAUGAUAUUGUUUCAAUGUUAAGUACAAAUAUAUCUGAUUCAACCAAAUCCACUCGUGAAGCAAUUGAAAAAUCCCAAAAUUCUAGCAAAAUCACCAACAACAAACAACCCAAAUUAAUCACUGGUGGUCAAUUAAAAGAUUAUCAAAUGGAUGGAUUAGAGUGGUUGAUAACAUUAUUUCAAAACGGACUUAAUGGAAUAUUGGCUGAUGAAAUGGGUUUAGGGAAAACGUUACAAUGUAUUUCGUUUUUAAGUCAUUUAAUUGAGAAUGGAAUUAAUGGGCCAUUUUUAGUGGUUGUCCCCGUUUCUACAUUAUCUAAUUGGUUUAAUGAAAUUAGAAAAUUUGCCCCUAAAAUUAAAGUUACAAAAUAUAUUGGUACUAAACAAGAAAGAAAUGAAAUUGAUUUAUUACAACAACAAGAAAUUACUAAUAUCAUUUUAACUUCUUAUGAAAUUUCAAUACGUGAUUUCAAUAAACUUGUGAAAAUAAAUUGGAAAUACUUAAUUGUCGAUGAAGGUCAUCGUUUAAAAAAUAGUCAAUGUUUAUUAAUCAAAAUAUUGAAGAAAUUAAAUGUUUCUAAUCGAUUAUUAUUAACUGGAACACCCUUACAAAAUAAUUUAAAUGAAUUAUGGUCAUUAUUGAAUUUUAUUUUGCCUGAUAUUUUCCAUGAUUUAGAAUUGUUUCAACAAUGGUUUAAUUUUGAUGAAUUGACCGAAUUAGCAGGAGAAUUAGAUAGUACUAAUAAUGAAGAAGAUGAAGAAACGAAAAAUUUAAUUAAAUUGAAUAUUCAAGAAACUUUAAUUAAAAAUUUGCAUACAAUUUUAAAACCAUUUAUGUUAAGACGAUUAAAACGUGAUGUCAUAAAAAACUUACCACCGAAAAAGGAAUAUUUACUUCAUAUUCCAAUGACUAAAUUACAAAAGAAAAUCUAUUAUGAUGCUUUAAAUGAUAGAUUGUUUGAUAGUUUAGUUGAAACAAAUUUGAAAGCAUUUAUUAAAUUCAAUCAUGAAGAGUUAUUCAAUGGAUUUGAUGUUGAUGAGUAUUUACAAACUCGUAGACAAAAGGAUUCAUUUAUGGAUACUGGAGAUUUAUUAAAACUUCGAGGAUCUCGUUCCAAUAGAAAUCCAUUAAAAAGAUCAUACAAGGAAGCUGAUAGCGAUGAUGAAUUUGAAAUUAUUGAUGAUGAUUCCUUGACUAGUAGAAACAAGUCCACACCAACCUAUGAUGAAGCCCUUGUUAAAAUCCGUCACAUUAAAUCAAAAUCAAAAAUACAAUCAAUACUUAUUGAUGCUAUAUAUCAAGAUAUCCUAAAGGAAGCUAGACAUUUGAAAUUACAAAAUUUAAAAAUGAUUCAACUUCGAAAUAUUUGUAAUUCUCCCUUUAUAUAUUAUAAUUAUCCUAUAUUGGAUCAAACAGAAGUUAUUCGGAAUUCAGCCAAAUUUCAAAUUCUUAAUCAAUUAUUACCACCAUUAUUAUCUAGUGGUCAUAAAGUAUUGAUUUUCGCUCAAUUCACUCAAGUUUUAGAUUUAUUAGAAGAUUGGUUAGAAGAAUCAUCAUCAUUGAAUGGGAGAAUAUGUCGAUUAGAUGGAUCUACUAAUCACCAAAUCAGAGAUGAACAAAUAUCUCAAUUUAAUAAUAAUCCUAAAUUUAAAGUUUUCUUAUUAUCUACUCGAGCUGGUGGAUUAGGAAUAAAUUUAGUUGCAGCUGAUACCGUGAUUUUAAUGGAUAAUGAUUGGAACCCACAAAUGGAUUUACAAGCAAUUGAUCGAGUUCAUAGAAUUGGUCAAAUUAACCCGGUGAAAAUAUUUCGAUUUGUAAUUAAAGAUUCAAUUGAAGAAGUAUUAAUUUCUCGAUCAGGAUCGAAAAGAUUUCUUGAAAGAUUAGUUAUUCAAAUGGGUCAAUUUAAAUUUAGUAAUAUUAAUAAAAAGAUAACCACAGGAGCAACAGCAACAGUAGUGGGUACCGGGGUUGAUGAACAAAGUACAAUGAAAAAUGAUUGGAGUAUUAAUGAAAUGAUGGAAUUAAGUAAAAUACAUUUUAAAUCAACACAAAAUGACCAAUUUAAUCAAGAUUCAGGAGAGAAUGACAAAAUAUUAUUGUCUGAUCAAGAAAUUGAGGAGUUGUUGGAUCGAUCAAUGGAAUGUUAUAAUUCGAUUGAUGACUCUAAAUUUGAUAAAGUUAAGAUUUUUGAAACAGUUAAUAAUAUGGAUAAAUAG
Molecule: messenger RNA, 2613 nt
Organism: Candida dubliniensis CD36
Lineage: Eukaryota; Fungi; Ascomycota; Pichiomycetes; Serinales; Debaryomycetaceae
Product: putative ATPase
Exons: 1
Coding region: 1-2613 (870 amino acids)
Cellular component (GO): nucleus
Molecular function (GO): ATP binding; ATP-dependent chromatin remodeler activity; DNA binding
Source: RefSeq, a predicted model, not a curated record